AAGUAAUACUCUUAAUUAAUAAUCAACUUGAUUUUAAUGAUAGCCAAUACAAAUCAAAAUUUAAUUAAUUAUUAUCCUGCUUAGGAUUAGCUUGUCUAAUCAACUUAAUAUUUUUUAAAUAUAAGAACAACAUACAAAAAUUUAUUAAAAUAUAUAAAAACAGAUCUAAAAAUGGGUAAUUAGCAAGAUAAAUAAGGGAAAAAAUUCAAAAAUGCGCUUUAGGUAAUUAAAAAAAUGAGCAUAAAAUCAACUAAGAGAUUUGAAGAGCUAUUUUACAAAUGCAACACUGAUGAAAUAUAAUAAGUAAGCCAACCAUUAAAUCUAUCCUAAAAAAUAAAAGAGUAUGUAAAUACUGAAAUCAUUUAAACAUUAACAGAAUUUAAAAAGCAGUAUUCGUUAUAUAGAGAAGUCCGUGGAGAUGGUAAUUGCUUUUAUAGAUCUGUUUUUUACUUAUAUAUUGAGCACCUGAUAGUAAUCAAUUAAAGCAACCCUAAAGAAGCAGAAAAAAGAUUAGAUCAAUUAAUUUAGAUUUCUGCUGAAUUAGAUAAGUUCAUUAUUACCUCCUCUAUACCUUUAGAAUUAGAAAAAUUUUUAUAUCAUGCUAGUAAAUUUUUUUAGUGCGGCAUUUAUUCUAUACAAUUAGACAUCAUAAAUAACCCUAAGCUAUUAAAUGUUGAUUAAAAGAUAUUGCAUCUGCAAAAUUUUAUUAACACAUACCCUAUUUUUGAUUUUUCUACUAUUCUUUUGAUGAGAAAGGUAGCUCUUCUAGGAUACGAAAAAUUCUAAUAACAAAUGCAACACUUUUAUUUAGGAAAUGAAAUAUAAACGAUUAAAGAUUAUUCGAUAGAGGGAUAAAACUGCAUAAUGAAAUUGAUCAGUGAGUAUUUAUAAAUACCUAUCUAAAUUGAAAAUGUCUAAGCAAAAUUUGUAAAUACAAUUUAGUUUAUUCCUGAAUUUACAGUAAAGGAUGAAAAUUUUGUUGAGUUUCCUACUUUACAUCUAUUUUUUAGACCAGGUCACUAUGAUAUUUGCUAUCCUAUAGAUUAUGCUAAUAAGAUUUACUCAAAGCCAAAUAUGCAAAAGUCAGAAAGAAUAAUAAUAAAAUAAUAGUAAAAGCUUGAGAGUUAAACUCCUAAGACAGGAAAAAAUUUUAGUUUUGAUUAUACAUUAAAAGAUAAUUGCUUCUUUUGUAAAUAAAAUAUUUUUAUGCUAAUUAAUGAAAUGAGAAUAUGCUAAUAAUGCUAUAAUCAAAAAAUAGGCCAAGGUGAAUUAAAUAAUUCAUGUAAAAUAUGCUAAAAAUCUAACCAAGAAGAAACUACUCGACCCUAUUGCCUUUGUGAGUAAUGUGAAGAAGAAUAUUUAGAUUUUUCAAAUAAGACUAUAAAUUUUAUAAUAGCUAGUUGUAAUUAAACAACACCUGAAAAUUCUAAUUUAAAUAUAUAAGAAUAAAAUAAAUAAAAUUCUUCAAAAAUAAUAUAGUUAUCAAAUUCUUUGGAGGAAGAACAAUUUUAAUCUCUAACUGAAGAUACUACAACACUUUAAAGUAAUCAGAAUAUAUAAAAUAAAAACAAUUUUACAAGUAAUUUGUUAUUAUCAUAUGAAUUCAUAAAUCAUACUAAAACUCCAAAUGGUUUAGAAUAAAAUUAAUAGUUAAGCUAACUUCCAGAAAAUAAUACCAAUUCAGACUAAUAACCUUAGUAACAAUAAAUUAUUUUUUUAAAUGAUAGCAACAACUUAUAAAAACCACAAAAUUAUUAUUCAAAUGACGUAUUAAAUUGCACUAAAAAUGAAGGAAGAAAGAAUACUUUAAUUGAUGAAAAUAUUUUAUUAAUGAAUUCAUAUAUUUAAGAAAAAGAUUUGUAUAUAAAUUAAACUACUUCUAAGUGCAUCAGAUGUGUGCUUUGUCUUAAUUAAAUUAAAGAAUUCAAAGUAAACAAUUGCAAAAGACAUAUCAUUUGUACAUAUUGUUCAGAAAAUUAACAAAAUUUAAAUUAAUUAUGCUAUUGUAGCUAACAAAAUCCUAAUCAACCUAUAUAAUAAUAGAAUUUAUAACAAUAAUAAUAUUAAUAAGUUUCAUUAUGA
Molecule: messenger RNA, 2082 nt
Organism: Tetrahymena thermophila SB210
Lineage: Eukaryota; Ciliophora; Oligohymenophorea; Hymenostomatida; Tetrahymenidae
Product: peptidase C65 otubain protein
Exons: 1
Biological process (GO): protein K48-linked deubiquitination
Cellular component (GO): nucleus
Molecular function (GO): cysteine-type deubiquitinase activity; ubiquitin binding
Source: RefSeq, a predicted model, not a curated record